UGCCAAAGUUUGUCGACUGGAAGAAGGAGGACGCGGGUUCAGACGACAUGAACCUCCACUUGCAGGUGGCGGACGCGCUUGCUAAGGCGGAUGGGCUCGCGGAGAAGGGAUUGCAGCCCGUGCCUGAGAAUCUUCUCAAGGAAGCGCAACAAGCAGCGGAGGAGCAGAGGAGCAUGCCGAGCUUGGGAGUGAAGAAGGUGAGGAAGGACGCUCUUCCUGCAAACCUAGAAAAAAUGUUCGAACAAGCCGAGGCGGAGCAGAAGGUCGAGAAGAUCACAAAGGAGGGUGACAAGGCGGAGGAGAAGCAGGAAGCUGCUGUUGAGGAGAAGAAGAGGGAGUUGAAGAGACAAGCGGCCAAGAAGCAGGCAGCAUCCAAGAAGUCCAAGGCUGAGGCGGAGAAGAAGGCUUCUCUCAAGCUCUUGAAGCAGGUGGCGAAUGAUGCAAAGGUUGUCAAGAAGGGCCCGGCAUCGAAAUAAGCGACAAGAUUUGCGACAAGGACUUUAGCGGUUUUUUGACUCCCUCGGGCAAGAGACAAUUCUUUUGCAUUUUUAGAUUUUCCUUUGGUUAAGCUGGCUUGAUGAUCUUCUCUUACAAUCUGUAUCUCAUAGAUUCUUUUCUCGAAUAAAGGUGCACGAGAGAC
Messenger RNA from Guillardia theta CCMP2712, 640 nucleotides. RefSeq lists its product as hypothetical. The record is from RefSeq and is a predicted model, not a curated record. Lineage: Eukaryota; Cryptophyceae; Pyrenomonadales; Geminigeraceae. The coding region runs from base 48 to 476 and encodes 142 amino acids. The transcript has 5 exons.